Messenger RNA from Rhizoctonia solani, 3594 nucleotides. RefSeq lists its product as uncharacterized. Lineage: Eukaryota; Fungi; Basidiomycota; Agaricomycetes; Cantharellales; Ceratobasidiaceae. The coding region runs from base 1 to 3594 and encodes 1197 amino acids. The transcript has 8 exons. The record is from RefSeq and is a predicted model, not a curated record.
AUGCCGAUCGAAGAGAAACCGCCGAGCGAUUAUGACGGCCCUGCGUUAGGACGUGACGAUCCCGUGUGGCAGUAUUAUCUCAGGGAGUCUACUCAACGCGACACAGAUUUAGUUGAUGGAUGGAACAAGAGUAUGGACAUACUCCUCCUAUUUGCGGGUUUGUUCUCAGCAGUCGUGACAGCGUUCUUAAUUGAGAGCUACAAAAAUUUGAAAUCGGAUGCAGAUGCGGCGCUCGUUACCGCCGUGAGCGCGAGGAGAAUCGUAGAUUUAUUUGAAGCAAACAUCUCCCGGGAGCCUCCCCCGCCAAGAAACCCGCUCCCUGUGAUUGAUGUCGAUGGUUUUCGUCCAUCUCGGAACGACGUUGUGAUCAAUACGCUAUGGUUUUUCUCUCUCGCUCUGAGUAUGUCUGUUGCUCUCAUAGCCAUGCUAGUUAAGGAGUGGAACGACGUUUAUCGACGCGGGAAUCGCUUUACCCCUUAUUAUGUCCAAGCCCGCACGCGCCAAGCUCGUUACAAAAGGCUCAAAAAAUGGGGAGUAAGGAAGAUCGUGCGCAUACUACCCGUCAUAAUGCACAUAGCACUGGGUCUCUUUCUCUUGGGUUUAAUUCUUUUCUUGAACAGUCUCGACAUCAAAUUAAUGUGGCCAGUUAUGGCAGUGGUAAUUAUAACACUUGGUCUAUACGUAUUCACAACGCUCGCCCCACUUUUUACUGCGUUCUGCCCCUAUAACACCCCCCUCUCCAGCAGGACAGUAUGGGGUUUUUUCUACUCUAUAGUUCACCUUGUAGCCCCUAUAGGUGAAAAGUGGAAUACUCUACCAUGUGAACGAGAAGAGCGAAUACAAUCCACGAAUAUGGCUUUGGACAAACUAACCGCUCAAGCAGUGGUAUGGCUCGUUAGCCAUUCCCAAGCUGAGCCAUCUGUAAAUGCAGCCAUACGGGCCAUUGCCAAUGUUAUCGCCGGACCCGCCUUUUGGAACCAUCUAAUUAAAGAUAAACUUGUCGUCCUAAUGGCUCAACAUUUCGCUUCUUUAUUCAAGGGUGGUCUUAAUCGACUAGAACCCGUUGAUAUGUUCUGUUCGGGUUAUCAAAAGCAUCAAAUGGCUCUGUGCAGCCAGGCCAUUGCGAAGAUAUCAAAACAUUCACUCAUUCAAAUCAUCCAAGAUGCCGAUCCAAAUUCUACAGUGCCGGAGCGGGCGGUGCAGGAAUCUGACUGCAUAAAACUUCCCGAAGCCUACUUCGUCUCUGUUCAAAAAGGGCUGUACAGGCUUACUGGAUCUAAAUCUAAUGAGCUCCAGGCUUCAGCAUUUUGUGCAGAGUCAUCAUGGAUUACCUCCGCCGGAAGGACUAACCAAAACCAUUUGGAGCAGCAGCCUUUAUUACCAAGAUUGGUCCAAUUCCUUGGCAAAUUCGAUGAUCUCAAACAAUUCAGAAGUAUACCUGAGAAGUUACGAGUUGACCUUGUGGAGGCCCUCAGCACAGAAACUUCUUACAUGAUAUGGGAACUUAAAGAUAACGACAUCAACAACGAACUCAACGCACUGAUUGAACUAUGCUUGAAGUUGCUGGGGUUGUUCAGUGGGCCGGGGCAAUCAAACCGACCAGCUCAAAGGGCAAUAUUCGUUGAGUUUGCGGUGAUUGCUGCUCUGAUCAACGACUACCAAAGAAUUCCCGAAGCCGAGAUCGACCGGAUUUCCAAAGAGCGGCGUGACGAAUUUGGGAUUCACCAGCAAUAUAUGAAGGCGCAUGAACUAUACAAACUCCGAUAUCCGUAUCCGUCAGACUCCCAUCUCACCUAUGCGCGACAAUGGCAUGCCGUUUGGAUAGCCGAAUUGUGUUCCAAGAACCCAAAAUACCUCGAGACACAUUCAGAUGCCUUGUUAUUUGUUGGAUUGUCUGGAAUAUUGCGAUCGUGUCGAAUGGAUCCAAGUCAGUUUGCUCGUGCGGUCGACCUCUUCAUCGAACAGUUGAAGUUGACUGAAGCAACUUAUUCUAACCGAAUGUCGUUGCCAUUUGUUCUUAUAUCUUCAUGCGAUGUACAGUCUCAAGUAGCCGAAGAUAUACUCGCUACCUUGGAUAGUACCCAACCCCUAGGCUGCGCUAAUGAAGCAGAGUACUGGCAGCCGAGAAUCAAUUUAUUACAAGCUCUCAUCGAACAUGGACAAUGGAUUGAAUUCCAAUCCAGCUUUCUUUUACAGAUUCUGAGAAUACUCGAAUCCUCCUGCAACCCAGAAUUUAAACGACAGUGUAUCGUUACCUUGGACAAGUACUGGUUCCUGAACUCCGCCUCGAGUUUUGGCGUCUAUACUACACCCGACUGGAGACUCCUGAUCGAUUUCAACUUGAUUCCGGUUCUAAUAGCAGAGGUCGAUGAUCCCAGAAUGCGAGCAAGCACAAUUUCCUGCUUCGCAAAAAUUGCGCGAACCUUUUUGAUCCAAAAUUCUCCGGAAGGCGAAAACCGAUCGAAUGCGCAAGGAGGAAUGAAUCGACCAGACCCACAAGUAGGGCGCCAACAAGCUGGGGGAGCAAAAGACAGUGGUUCGGGACAUGAUAUCGAUUACACGGAAAUGGUGGAAACACUCAAGAAACUUCUUCUCUGUAACGAAACAUUGUUCGAGAUACUGGUCAAAAAUGUUGUCGCUAGUCAAGAUAUUGCUGAAACCUACUCGGAAUUUUGGACCAAAGUGAUUCUCCUUUUACCUAGCAGACUCGAACGGCCCACUGGUUCCCAACCGCCCACGGACGGCAACAGCCAAACUCCCCCGAUCCCGGCCCUUUCAACCAGACCUCUGGCAGUGGGUCAGACUCCCGGACCAGAUUCCACCACCCAAGCUGCCGCAAUCCAAACUAUCCCAGCGCGUUCGAUCGCCCCGCCCCUUGGAGCUAUUCCAAAUUCCAGUUCUCAAGCUCCGGAUACAGCCAGCAACAAUUCCGGAACGUCCUCGAGUCCCUCUUCUCGAACCGAUACGACCCCAGCUCCCCAAUCGCUCGCGGCACACCAUGGCAUUCAAGCUCCGAGUAUUCCGACCCUGUCUACUACAAGCGCCGACUCUCCUACUUCCACCACAAACACAUUCUCAGCUGUCAUUUCCAACGCCGAGAACGUGCAGACAACCAUAGACUCCAACACCGAGCCGCCCUUGAACUCUACCCCGACUGAUGUACAAUCUCCGAGACCCACGAGCACCAGUGCCGAUGCCGGUAGCGUUGGCCCAACUUGCGCGCCUAGUCAGGUCAUGAAUGCCAUUCCGGCUUCUCUUCAUAUAAACGACCAAGAGCCACAGGCGCAGCCACAGCCACAUCUACCGACCUCUCGUGCCAACAGCGUUAGCCCAGUGGGGAUCGACCCGAUUAGUAACUCGGGCGGUACUAGCAACGUUAACAACCCUGCCAUUCUCUCAAUUGUAGCUCCAAUCUCAACGCGAACUCCGACCCCAGCGCCAAUUCCAACGCCAAUGACCGAUCUCCAGGCGCGAGAUUGGCUACGGCAAUUUUGCGAGCGAAAUAGCGAGGCGCCAGAGGGAAGUCCUUUGAAGAAGAUUAUCGCGGGUCUGGCGGCCAACUUGGCUGGUCCAUCUGGGCAAGUGAAUCCGUGA